Lactuca saligna is the source of this 441-nucleotide messenger RNA. Lineage: Eukaryota; Viridiplantae; Streptophyta; Magnoliopsida; Asterales; Asteraceae. The record is from the annotation of a GenBank genome assembly.
AUGACAUGGGUUUCGAAAAUUUCUCUGUUUCCACCUGUACGUGUUGAUAGAAGCUUAAACUCUCGAUUAUAUGCAACUGGUAAUAGAUAUUACUAUGUUGAUUCACGACAAGUUAGGCAUUUCAAGCCUCGCGGAUACAAAAGAUGGUCUGAUAACCCCAAGAACAUUUUGAUAGCUGUGUUAGUGGGAUCUGGAAUUGGGAUAACCGUAUAUUUUGGGAAUGUUGAGACGAUUCCUUACACAAAACGGAGGCAUCUUGUUUUGUUGUCGAAAAAUUUGGAGAGAACGAUUGGUGAGUCUCGGUUUAAGAACAUGAAGGUCGGGUUCAAAGGAAAAAUUCUACAUGCGAUGCACCCAGAAAGCGUUAGGGUGAGAUUGAUUUCAAAGGACAUAAUCGAAGCAUUGCAAAGAGGAUUGAAGAAAGAGCAAGGAAAAAAAUGA